Messenger RNA from Pyricularia grisea, 309 nucleotides. RefSeq lists its product as uncharacterized. NCBI's taxonomy places the organism in Eukaryota, Fungi, Ascomycota, Sordariomycetes, Magnaporthales, Pyriculariaceae. The transcript has 3 exons. The record is from RefSeq and is a predicted model, not a curated record. The coding region runs from base 1 to 309 and encodes 102 amino acids.
AUGCAGUUCUCCAUCUUCUCCAUCGUCGCCUUCGCCGUCGUCGCGGCACAGGCCACGGCAGUUCUCCCUGUCUCCGAGGAGCUUUGCAGCGACACCAAGCGCAAGGGAUGCACAGCCAGCUCCGACUUGCUUAACCGCUGCCUCAAAUAUGGGGGUCAGGAGGUUUGCGUCAUCGACUGCGGGUCCCAGACCAAUUGCCGCAAGGAGUGCCAGAAGCAGCUGAAUACCGAGAAAGCCAAUGGCUUCUGCACCCUUGGAGACAACCCAUGCAUCUGCAACAUGAACGGCGCAGCCAACAGCGCCGCGUAG